Molecule: messenger RNA, 246 nt
Organism: Cooperia oncophora
Lineage: Eukaryota; Metazoa; Nematoda; Chromadorea; Rhabditida; Trichostrongylidae
Source: the annotation of a GenBank genome assembly
AUGAACAUUAUGCGAGCGCAACUACCGGCAGUGGCUGAUUUCGUGAACACGACAUUUGACGAAUUUGCAUUACUUAACCAGGAAGAGAAGUGGGCCGUAUUCCAAACAUUUCUCACUACACUGGACUAUGGAUUCGUUCUAUCGAACAUUAUCACAGAAACGUUAUACAUGGAUGGAAAUCAAAUGACUCACUUCUUUGACGACGCUCCUCCCAGUAAAUUGAGCCGAGAGGAUCUACAGAAGUAA